AUGUAUGCCUGUCCACCUAUGCCACCCGCACCCUGUCCACUAGAAUGUCCACCCUCGAAACCGAAAGACGAUUGCCCUACGAAGUAUUAUCGUGAAAUCGGCACUGCCGCGAUCGGGAAUCACUUGGUCAUUCGCAUGGAGAGGAAGAAAGGGAAGUCGAAAAAGUUGAAAGACUGGGAUCCACCGUGCGAUUGCGACGUGGUGGAGAUACAGCGGCCGACGCGCACCCAGGGGCCGAAAAUAUUGAAGGGACCUGACAACAAUCGGAUUCUGUUUCACGUUGAACCGAGGAAGAGGGACGAUGAGGACUCUAUGCCCCAAGCCAUUUCUUACGAGGUCGGUCAAUGCAGAGGUGGUCCAAAUACGAACGAUCAGUGCAGAACAUUCACGAUUUACCCUGUUGUUAAUGGCACCGACGCCCAGGAAGUGCACACGGAUCGCGUCACCGAGGGAAACGAUAAUGUGUUCAUGUUAAAAGUGAAGAGGAAGAGCGAGUUCCCCGAACAACCGAGACAAAACGUGGAAGUGGAAUUGAGAAUGCCUAAAGUACCGACGCCGUCUCCAGAGCAACCGGAAGUAGAACCACCACCCCCUCGAAAGUUAUUAUUAAGGGAGGAUUUCUUGGGAAUGAAACGUCACACAAUAUUCGAAGGUUUCGUGGAUUUUACCAAAUCUUGA
Frieseomelitta varia is the source of this 678-nucleotide messenger RNA. RefSeq lists its product as uncharacterized. The record is from RefSeq and is a predicted model, not a curated record. Bases 1 to 678 code for a protein of 225 amino acids. The transcript is spliced from 3 exons. NCBI's taxonomy places the organism in Eukaryota, Metazoa, Arthropoda, Insecta, Hymenoptera, Apidae.